Delphinapterus leucas (beluga whale) is the source of this 2189-nucleotide messenger RNA. The record is from RefSeq and is a predicted model, not a curated record. NCBI's taxonomy places the organism in Eukaryota, Metazoa, Chordata, Mammalia, Artiodactyla, Monodontidae.
CCUGCACAUAUGGCACAGGUGGACCCCCAGGAUGGACAGGGUGAGGUAUCUCCUCUCUGCAGCUAUGACCCCCGGAUGCGACGCAUGAACUUGGGGAGUGAGGAUGAGGACCGUGGACAGGCAGGAGACAAAGGGGGCACUGGUGACACUGGUCAGUGGGCCCAUUCAAGGCUCAGCUCCCAAGGGACUCAGGACAAAACUGACUUGCCAUGGCAGCAUCCGUUCCACAAAAAGGAAGAGAAAUUCUCUGACUCCUUUAGUGCAGGAGUUGUGGGGAAGAAACCUAUGGCAAUGCCUAGGAAGAAGGCCAGCUGGGAAAGAGACGAGUCAAAGAUCACCCUGACUCAGGACUCCCCCAGAGCAAGCACAACUCCCAGUGGCCUCCCCAGCAGCUUCUCACACAAGGGGUUUGGUCAGGUGCAACCUCCUAGGGACCCAUUACCUGCUGGCAAUGAUGGAGACUGGAGGGCAAACCUGGACACUGCUCUAGGUAUCCCAUCCAACUUCCCUGGUUCUGGAAGAUAUUUCUGUGCACAGAAAGGGGUAGACAAGUCCCCAGACAGCUCCUCUCCAGCUUGUGUCCCCAAGGCGGCGGGCAGUUGGGACCCCUCCACGCAGAAGACACAUAUACCAGCCCAGGGGUCGGCCACCCCAGCCAACCUGGCAGCAGAGGCGCUGGCCAAAGUGCGGAAGGGCUUUAAGGACCAGAACCCGGCGGGCGCCGGGGAGGGCGGGCAGAGGCAGGCGUGUCCCCACAAGCGCCGGUGGGGCGGGCAGGCCUUCCAGAAGCCGCCUGGCGCCAAGCCUUACACGUGCGAGCUGUGCGGGAAGGUGUACUCCCACCGGGGCACUCUCCAGCAGCACCAGCGCGUGCACUCGGGCGAACGACCCUACCGGUGCCCCUUCUGCGACAAAGCCUACACGUGGUCCUCGGACCACCGCAAGCACAUCCGCACGCACACGGGCGAGAAACCCUACCCUUGCCCGGACUGCCGCAAGGCCUUCGUGCGCUCCUCCGACCUGCGCAAACACCAGCGCAACAUGCACAGCAACGACAAGCCCUUCCCGUGUGCCGAGUGCGGCCUGACCUUCAACAAGCCGCUGUCGCUGCUGCGCCACCAGCGCACGCACCUGGGCGAGAAGCCCUUCCGCUGCCCCACCUGCGACCGGGAGUUCGCCGUGGCCAGUCGGAUGAUGGAGCACCAACGCGUGCACUCGGGCGAGAGGCCCUUCCCCUGCCCCACCUGCGGCAAGUGCUUCACCAAAUCCUCCAACCUGAUCGAGCAUCAGACGCUGCACACGGGCCAGAGGCCCUUCAAGUGCGCUGACUGCGGCGUGGCCUUCGCGCAGCCCUCGCGCCUCGCGCGCCACCAGCGCAUCCACACGGGCGAGAGGCCCUUUCCUUGCGCGCAGUGUGGCCAGGCCUUUGCGCGCUCCUCCACCCUGAAGCGGCACCAACAGAUCCACUCCGGGAAGAAGGGCUUCCUCUGCGCCGAGUGCGGCAGGGCUUUCCGCAUUGCCUCGGAGCUGGCCCAGCACAUUCGGGUGCACAACGGGGAGAGGCCCUACCAGUGUGAGGACUGCGGCCAGGCCUUCACCAGCUCCAACCACCUCCAACGACAUCGAGCCAAGCACCGCAGCUGCAAGAAGGAGCCCAUCCCCUCCUCCUCGGACGAGUGAGGGCUCCAUCAGCUGACUCUCAGGGAAGGUGAAGACAUGGCCGACCUCGGAUGCAGUGACGAAAAAAACUAGCCCAUUCUGCCCUCAAAGCCAUGUGCAAAUACCGAGAAGGUCCGGGCUGGUCCUGUCUAGAGAAAGGUACUUUUCUGUUUUUAUGUAAAUAAAGGAAUCCCCAGAUGUGGUCUCUAUGGAGGAAUCUUCCAAAGCAGCAAAUUAUACCUGGGGGUAACUCAAACCCAUCCAAAUGGCUCAGCAUUUCACUUUCCUAACGAAAUGACUUUACCCUGGGGAAUGUCUUUAUGAGUCAUGGCUUUGAAUUAGAGAAGGCCUUUAUCUUAAAGAGAGGGGCGUUUAUGUCCUAUAUUUAGGACCCAGUUAUCCUAGAAAUCCAGAACAGCCUUAGCCUCUGAAAAAGAAGAAGCCCGCUUCUCUUCACAGUGGAGCUUAGUAACUGGAACUAAUCUGAGUCUCACCCGCAAAAUUCACAGGUGCCUCCUCUCUGGCUACCU